UUUGCUGGUUUUAAUCUUUUUAAAUCUUGAGAUUAAUAUUUUUUUUAGUGUCGCGCGCCGCUGCGGAAGGGGGGGGGGUCUGUUGCUUGGAAAUAUUCGCCGGAAGCCUUUUGCGGUUAGAAUUGUAGGCCGCGGCGGCUUGAAGCUACGGGGCUCAAAUAAACUAGAGAAUCAUACUCUUUGGUUCUUUCGGUAAAGUCAUGUAGGUAGAAUCGUGUUAUAAUCGCGAUAUUGCUCAAAUGCACGAGCGAAAAGGAACUAUGACCGGCAGAUACAUAUUAUUGUAAGGUUUGGACAUAAGGGAUCGACAAGGCUGGCCGAGUGCACUGCGCUUCUGGGAUGAGGAGUUGGUCUGUGCUGCUGCUGUGGGAGUGAAGAAGCUGCUCCCUUUGCCUGCACAACCUGCCCCAUGAUGACCUUCCAGAACCGCUUUGUUCUGCUGCUGGGUCUCGCCGCCCUGUUGGCUGUCAUCAGCCUGAGCCUGCAAUUCUUUCGGCUCAUUCCCCUGCCCGUGGGGUUCUACGGGGAAGAAGAGGCCAAGCCUCGCAAGCGGGUGCUGAUAGAUGGCUUGCUCAAAGCUCCGCAGGCUCUCGACCCCAUCACGGAGUCUGUGUACUACUGUAACCGGCCCAACGGCAGCGUGCAGGGACUUGAGGGUCACGCCCCUGUAGGAUUCAAACUGGAAGCAGCUCACAUCAUGAUACGACACGGAGACCGCUACCCACUCUACGCCAUCCCUAACGCAGCCGCCUUAAACAUCGACUGCAAUAUCAGGACUGAUAGGGCACCGUUUCAUCGGGCGCUGGAGGGAUUUGUGGCUCACAUGGCACAAGCCCGUGAAGGCCGCUUUGACGGCCCUUUGGCGGGGUUCCCACUACUGCCCAGCCACCCCCGCUGUGAGAUGGGUCAACUCACACAGACAGGUGUGGUUCAGCACCUGAUGAUUGGCCAGCACCUGCGGCAGACCUACUCAGACCUUCACGGCCUGCUCCUCAAACACGAGUCCGAGGCGGAGCGCGUGCGCGCCGCGUAUGUCGAAUCGACGGGCCGCGCGCGCACUCUGCAGAGCGCGCUGGCCCUGCUAUACGGCCUGCGGCCCGCAUUCGACUGGUCGCGCCUGCGCGUGCACCACCAGCCCUCGGCCUCCUACUGCUACGCGGCGUGCGAGUGCCCCGCCCGCAGCGCCUUCCAGGAGCUGGACCAGCGGCGGCAGUCUCGAGCGCGAUCUCGCGACCCGCAGCUGGCGCGCGCCUUCCGGGACAUGGCCUCGGCGCUGGACGUGCCGCCGGCCAGGCUGCGCGCCGCGGUACCCGUCGACCCGCUGCUGGCCCACUUCUGCCACGGCGUACCGUUCCCCUGCGCAUCGUCGUCGUCCUCGCCCUCGCCGCUGCUCCCGCCCCAACGUUCCGGCUGCGUGUCCGAGCAGCACUUCCGCACGCUGCGCGCCCAGCAGUUGGUGGACGAGAAGGAGCGCAAGGAGGCCGGGCUCUUCCGGCGCUUCGCGCUGCUCGUGAUGCACCCGUUCCUGAACCGCACGGCGCAGCGGCUCGGGGCGGUGGCUGCCGGCAAGCCCGCGGAGAGACUCGCCCUCUACUCGGCGCACGACGUCACGCUGGAGCCCGCCCUGAGCGCGCUCGGACUCGCCGGCGCUCGAUUCCCUCGGUACGCGGCGCGCCUCGUGUUCGAGCUCUGGAGGAAAGAAGACAAGGGCAGGUUGGCCGGCGGAGCGGAUGUCGGAGGGCACUUCAUCCGCGUGCUGUACAACGGCGAGGAUGUCACCUUCAAGACCGCAUUCUGCCAGAAUCACGAUUGGAAGCGCGGCACCGGAUCGCUGCUGUGCCCGUUUCAGAAAUUCCUCGACUUUGUGUCAAGAGAUAUGUUUGCGCCCUUCAAUAGCACAAGCUAUUAUGAAGCCUGCCACCACAUUCCACAGCCAGAUGCCGACAUGUAGUCCAAUUACUAUUGAGAGCAAGCAUUCCUCGCUGAAUGUUGGUUUACCCAGUAAUUUGUCAGGUAUAUUGUGCAUUGGAUGUGUAAAUGAGAUGUGGUAAUUUUGUCCUGUUCAAUAUAAACGUCCACAUUGUAAGUGAAAAAAAAAUGGUUUAUUUUAAUAGUUUUGCCUAAAAAAAUGGAUCAGAAUUAUCCAGUAAGGUAUAAACUGAUUGUUAUUAUUAUCAAAAAGACCACCCAUGUGACAUACCUUCCCAACUUGAUUAUUAAGUCUUGUGUUAGCUGGAAAAAAAGUCCACAUGCCACUGAUAUUUAUAACGUGGCUUUAAAUCUCCUAAACCAUCUUUAAAAAUAAUACACAGUUAAAAAUCACAUAAUAUGCCCAUAAACAUCCAGUGUUAAUGUGUAGUGUACAAACAGUAAAUCCAGCGUGGUAUUGGUAAUGUGCUCAUUAGUGCAGCAAAAGCGAAUUUAUUACCAGUGUCUUUCCUUUACUGGUGUCUAGAGUGUUUACCGUUUAUAUAUUUGCAUUUUAAAAGGCAUCGAUGUCAUUAUUUGUUUAAACCAACAAAACAUCUACCAUUAAUAAUAACAGGUUUACUGUAAAAGAAAUUCAAGCCAUCCUUUCAAUAUUCUUAACCAACUUAUAACAAGCAUGCGACAACUAUGGAAUCUUAUUCAUUGAAUUCAACCAUGGGCUCUUAAUAACUUUAUCAACCUCUUGUAUUACUGUGCAGCAGGUAAUGCAAUGAGUAUUUGCUUCAUAGUGACAUCUUCCAAUUUCGGAUCAGCAUAACUGUUUAAAUGUGAAAUCAUUUUUUGAACUCUUAAGCCUCGUAAAGGGUGUGUGUAACAUUUUUGCGUGCAGGUUUUUUUCUUGUUUAAAGGAAUGUUAUAUAUUUGACUAUGUGUUUCAAAGGUCACAUUUUGGUAUGUUAUAUGGCAUAGUCUACAGUCAAACACAAAGAAAAUGGGUAGGGCUCUUUGAUCAGGUUGUAUACAAUAAUGCUUGCCCAGAUAAGGCUUGCACAACCACUUGUGAAUUCUUGUACGCGAUGCAGAACAUUCCACAGUAUUUUUGGGGAAUAUAGCUUGGGCCAUUGUUUCACGAAAACACAAUCAGCUUUGUCCGAGUUGAUUGUGUUGCAAGCAUACUUGGCAAAGGAGGGACAUGGGCAGCUGUAGUUGAGAACGGGUAAAACUGGAAACAUUGAGCCUCGCCGCUUACUAAUGAAUCGGAGCACGCAAAUACCCGAAAGGUACACGAAGCGAAUCGAUUAGCUGUCCUGCUCGAUGAUACAUGGCUCUUCACAAGACACCAGUCAAACCUUUUUGGUUGAAGCCUCGAAACUUGUGCGGUCAAGGAGACUCGCACAUACUGAUACGUAGUUGGACUCCGGCCAAUUGCGAGAUUCCUUGGAGCCCAACAUUGGUUGGCUUGCACUGUUGUGUGAGGUUUACAGUUCACAGUUUUAUAGUUUACAUUCGUUUUCAAAAGUAAUGAAAGUAACAUUCUUGAGUGCUGCGUAUUCAAGGUGCCCCAUGCACAUGAACAGAUUAAGUGGUGCUUCGAGUGGCUGCGUCAACAUUACAUUUUUACUUAAAAUAGUAAAUUAACAUACAAGAUGCCUCCUUCCCAUAUGUGCCCCUCUACGUAAAAAAAUAUAUAAAAGUAUUAUUUUCACAUCCUAUCAGCCAGAUGGCCUUCUCAGUGCAUUUGGUUGAACACAGGCAAACUAAGUACCGAUUUUGACGUUCAGUGUCUUAGCAGUGAGGCUUGCUUGACCCAAUGCAGGUGAACUGACAGGUGUUUAAAGGCAAGGAACCUUUCUGUUAGAAAUAGGUCCUGAUUCCAUACAAAAUUAUACAAUACGUAGCAAAAUUAUAAUCAUCAAUAGCAUCUUAGAGAAUGUAAGAAAAUCAUAAAGGGGACAUUACGCCUCCUUCCCAGAGCUUUCCUUCCACGUGUAAAACAAAAGUAUUUUUACACAUCCCAUUGGGCAGCGUGCCUUCUGGGAGUGCAUAAUUUUAUACCGAUAAAAGGACGUAACAUCGUUGCAAAAACUUGUUUUUUUCUGCUAAAGCUUUGACAGGUAUUUUUGCUAAAGUAAAGUGACGAAUCGUAAUAUUUACACAGUGUACUCAUCAGCACUGGAUUUUGUGCACUUAGAAACCCCGUGCUUUUGUAAAAAUUGUGAAUGGAUUAAAUAUAUAUUGAUUAGACAUAGACGAAUGAUCGAGUAGAAUUUUCACCAGUUUUUUUCUUUUUACAUAUAAUCAAAUGCUUUAGUUCUUGGUGUUUUUUUUGAAAGACAGUGAAUUAUUUAAAACCACUUAAUGUAAAACUAGCAUUAAGUAUGUUCUUUAAUCUUCGUGAUUGACAUGAGCAGAGUGAUAUAUACUUGUUUUAUUGGAUCCUAAUAUUUUGCUACUGGUGUUGUAAAAAGAUAGUUUAAUAUUUAGCGAGUUAAUGGUAUGACUUUUGAAAAGCUGCUCGUCUAACCAGAGCUGUACAUUUUAACAAGCGUGGACUGACAGUCAGGGUACCAUAGGUGUAAUGCAAGUGAAUGAUGCAUUCCUUUAAUUUUUCGUUUAAGUUUUGAAAGUGCAAUAUUUUUUUACACUUCAAAUUGAAUCCAACAAUUGCAUUUCAUUUGUGUAUCGUUGGCACCACUGGGCCAGUGGCGGCUAUGCACGUUGCCUGUAAUCCAACACUGGAAGCGAGGGUUGGUGGAUUACGCAGAUGUUGGAAGCUGCCUAUCUGGGCUAUGUUUCCCCCUCGCAUGUGUUGGUUUUCUCUGGGUGCUCGGGUUACCUGCCGUAGGUAAAUACUCAGUAAUUGGCUGAUAACACCUUAACCCUUUCCCGUUCCAUGACAUACGUGCCCGUCUUACCGAUUCUGUACGGAGCCCGAAGCGAUUCUGAACGGAAUCGGAAGGAAAAGGCCAUUCGGGAGGGCGCGUGGCACAGUUUGGCGCCAGCCGUCGUAAAGUGCGGUUGUGUCGCAAACAGUUCUCUGCGGUGAGUAGAGUACAAUGUCGUUCCAAACAGCAGUGCUGUGCCUCUAGAUACAAUGAACGCUAACCGCUCGCGCAUUCCGAGAUUCAGCCGUGAACGGGACGCACCAUGCAACCUGCAGUCGUCUGGGAAUGGGAAAGGGUUUAAAUAUAGACUACCGCAGAGCUUGGGCAAUUGUUGGUACUGGCUUAUCACCUGGUUUACCACCUGGCUGCCUUUCCCGCUUGUCUGGUUUCUCUCUUCAAGGGUGAACAAAAACUGUCUACGUUGCAAGUUUAAACUAUUAUUAUGAUCAUACUUCAUAACCUAAAGGAAUCAACUUUGUUCUUUACGUUCCUAACUUCAUCUGCAUGUCAUAAGUUAAGCGCCUGUGUAAGUUAAAUAUGUGAUAUGCAUUGUCUCGUAAAUUACAAGACUAUGUAUAUAUUUAUGUGGUUCAUAAUUUGUUUUGAUAGCAUUGUUGAUUUUUUUAUAGGCUUGGUUCAUCGCAUCUGUUAGGAUUCUGCAAGGUUCUGGGAAACUUGAAUUGAUGCUGAGAAAGAAACCUGCUAAGAAGCUGAGUAACGAAGAUUUAUACCAUAACACAAUUCUAAGCGCAUUAUGUGUUGAGGAAACGUGUGCAAUUUAUUUUGUCUUUAAAUAUUCUAAGGUAUUAUAGCUACAAAAAGUGAGCUAUUUUGGAAGAAUAUUGUUUAUUUUGUUAAUGAUUGCUUUUUAUCGUAAUCCAUUGUAUUUAUUUUAUUCACAACCAUCGGUGAGCUAUUUGCCUUCAUAAUGCAACCAACUUGUCCAUCUUGUGCACAACUGAGAAAUAUGUAGAGCUACGUUAGGAAGUGGCUGACAUGUUCGCUUUUACAGUCUACUGCAUAUUGGUAUACCCCCAUGCAGGAAUAUUAAUACUUUAGUAUUUGGAGCUAUGCCCAACAACAUUUAGCCGUUCCUCAUAUCAACAGUGUGCUAUGGAGUCGACGUGUGAUUAUUAAAGGCUUAAACCGGCUGUAACUGUCAAAUUGACACAUUAUGACGUGCAAUAUCUGUAAUUAUUGAAGCUUCUAUUUACGGAUUAACCAACCGUCGUUUUUUUUGUAUUAAUAUUGACUUCAUCUCUGUUUAUUUCAUGGCUGAUGAGGUGUAUCGACCACAAUGCUUAACCAUUCCCUGUUUUUCUUUCUCAGCAUCAAUUUAAUGACCUUGAUUUUUUUUUAUCACAAAUAAUGAAAUGAGCAGACAUUUCACAUUGUGUUUUAUGUUUUCUUUCUAAGUGCAGUAAAUAUGAUCUAUUUUGAAACUGCACAUGUAGGACUACACAUGCAGUGUGAAAAAAAUACAGCGCUAUUUUCUUGCCAUGGGUUUCAUUCUGAUAUGUAUUUAAAAACGAACAGUAUACAUAGCUCUUCUUUCAUCGUGCCAACGUCCAGCAAAUGUUGGACCUGUAAUUUUCAGCAGUGCUAUUGAGACACCAAUAGUAAUGUUUUGUUUUUUACAAAUGAUAGAAGAAAGUUAUAUUUUACAUACCUUCCGGGUUUUUGCUGUAUUUCCUAUGAUGUAAUUGAUUGUUAAUAAUUACAACAUUGAUCUGUCUGGCAUAGUAAUGUAAUCGACAUUGAUUUACCAAUAACCACUUAAUGUAGCUUGAUAUUGGAAGACUUUAACCGAUGGUACGUUUGCCACUUUCAACUACUUUUUUCUCUUUCAUUAUUGUAAUUGCAAUGGUGACAUUUGUGAGUGGUGCUGUUUAUGAUGGUAAUUCCGUGUUAUGAACAUGCAUAUUUUGUCAACAAAUAGUAACAGCAAACCAGCCUUUUGCAGACAACCGAAGUAGGUGUCUGCAUAGGUAAAGUACUUUGAGGAUCGAUCCCAAUGUGUACAUCUAUUUGGACCAAUAGUGAAAUGUUUGAUUGCUGUGUUGACUUGACUACUGUAAUGAGUUCACAAAUCACGGUGUCUCAUCCUCCCUUAUCCAGAACCUUGAGGGUGGCUCAUUCAAGGCAACCUGCCAUCGUAUUUGCUGCGGAGGUUUUCACGGUUGUGCUGUAUAGUUUUCCAUUGUAUUUUUUUAGUUGUACCAUGUGUUGUGUGGCAAGGUGGCCCGAUGUUUCACCACCUGCUGGAAUUUUUUUCCGAUUCAGGCCCUGGGAGCGAAACGUCUGACAUAAUGCCGAACAAUGCAUGGCGUGACCCAAAAUAUGUCGGAGAGCUAGACUGUACAAGUGCUUGCUUGGAAGGGUGUACAGUAGACUUUUGGAGGCCCACAUUUAUCCAGCAACUGUGGUUUCUUAAACAUACACAUGAUCUGACUGUCUACCAUAAGGUCACUGAAGAAAAUACACGGCUGGUGGCUAUAUUUGCUAACAUUGGAGGUGUGGAGUGGGGAGCAUUGAAAGAUGUAUUGUGAGGACAUUCCAGUAUUGCUCUUGUAAUUCACCAUUCCUAGCACCGAUACAUUGUGUUGAUUAAUCGCUGCUUGGUUUGCUGUGGCUCUCGUCUGUAUGCAUUGUGAAAAUGUAGCAAUAGAAAACGUGGUUCCCCACAACUCAUGCAAUAAAAGCCAUUGCUUU
Messenger RNA from Lethenteron reissneri (Far Eastern brook lamprey), 7526 nucleotides. RefSeq names its product 2-phosphoxylose phosphatase 1-like. Gene Ontology annotation, molecular function: phosphatase activity. The record is from RefSeq and is a predicted model, not a curated record. NCBI's taxonomy places the organism in Eukaryota, Metazoa, Chordata, Hyperoartia, Petromyzontiformes, Petromyzontidae. Gene Ontology annotation, biological process: chondroitin sulfate proteoglycan biosynthetic process; dephosphorylation; glycosaminoglycan biosynthetic process. Gene Ontology annotation, cellular component: Golgi apparatus.